GCUAUUAUGUGUUUUUUACUAGUUUAGCUCUUUUUGUAUUUCUCCUUAACACUUUGUAAAUUUGGAUGGAAUUCACAGGAAAAGAAUGCCUCCCCUGGACUUCAAGGCUUUGUUUCACAUAUUCAUGCUGGCGCUCUUAGGGAUCACACUAGAACAGGUCCUCUAUUUCUCGGGCUUUGAAUACACCACUUCAACUUAUGCAGCAACCAUAACAAAUCUUAUCCCUGCUAUCGCCUUUGUCAUGGCCUGUCUCCUAAGAUUGGAGAAAGUGAAUAUCAAGAGCCCAAGGGGCCUAGCGAAGGUCAUUGGCACCAUUAUAUGCGUUGGAGGUGCUAUGAUCAUGACAUUUGUCAAGGGUCCUAUCCUUGAAUUUUUUCAUCACCUCAGAACAUCAAAAUCUCUUUCUGAUAUUUUGGGUGCCAAAUCAUUGGUUGAUACCAAGGACAAUUUGACCUUGGGCAUAAUUUUGCUCAUAAUAAGUGUUACUGCUUAUUCUGCAUGGAUAAGUUACCAGGCUUGGGUUUUCCAAGAUUACCCUGCUCAACUCUCCUUGACUGCACUCAUGUUGCUCAUGGGUACAGUUCAGUGCGGUGUGAUUGCUGUUAGCUUUGAAAGAUCUGCGUCGGCCUGGAGAUUAGCCUGGAAUUACAGACUUCUAACCUAUAUCUACAGCGGUGUUGUUUGCUCGGCUAUAGGUUUCUUUAUUCAAAGCUGGUGUAUCAACAAGAGAGGCCCCAUCUUUGCAUCUGCUUUCUACCCUUUAAGCUCAGUCAUAACUGCUAUUUUGGAGCCUAUCUUUCUCCAUGUUGAUCUAUACGUUGGGAGUGCUGUUGGAAUGGCUGUGAUAAUUGUUGGGCUUUAUGUUGUUCUAUGGGGAAAAGCCCAAGAUACGAAAGGCAGCCGCUCCAAGAUAUUACCCACACAAAUGGGAGAUGAGUUCUUUUCCGAUAGAGAAGGAGGGGAAAGACGAGAGAAAGUAGUAGAGAUGCCCAAAGUAGAGAACCAAAAUGAACCAAGGUAAUGCUAUAUUGAGUGCCAUGAACACAUGGAUGCGACAAACUAAGAAAACCCAAGACGGAGACAAUUACACAUCAUGUGCCCAAGGAAUUAUUUCUCUCUAAGAUGUGGAUGACCCUUGUAUUUUAACAAAAAGAAUGUCCUCGAGUUUAAUUGUUGUGAUUAAGCAAUCUCACCUAAUGCAGUAGAAAGCCUCACCAAAUGUAGCCGAAAGUUUGAAAGUCUCAAAGAAAGUGAGCCAUUUUUUCCUUUUUUAUGUUCUUUGAAAAAAAUAUGUAUUAUCAAAUAAAUCAACACAAUAUGUAAUCAUGCAAAAAAUUAUUGAAGGCAUGUUCUCCAGAAAGGAC
Molecule: messenger RNA, 1364 nt
Organism: Amborella trichopoda
Lineage: Eukaryota; Viridiplantae; Streptophyta; Magnoliopsida; Amborellales; Amborellaceae
Source: RefSeq, a predicted model, not a curated record